AUGUUCCAUUUGAUUUCGCUCACCUCGCUUUUCAACAUGCACGCCCUGCUGCUGUCGCUGGUAUGUGGUGCAGCCGCGGCUGCAUCCUGCGAAGGCGACCUGGAGAGCUUGCUGCAACGGCCGAAAGCGAUUUCGCUGCAGCAGAGUUUGCAGCAUGCGCCCGACUACAUGCAGGAUCUGAUCAAGUCAAGGGAUGACGAGAAGCGGGUGCCGAAACACCCCAGAGAUUGCGUGCUGCUGGGCUCCAGCAGCAUGCUUUGCGUCUUGUGGGUCCUGGUGGUCGUCGCAGCGGUCUGGGACAUUUGCGCAAGAGGCUGCGCCAAAGGCGUGAAGCUGGGAGCUUCGUGCCUCGUGUUGGCGCUGAACGUCGUGGCCGCGCGCUUCGGCGCCGGGGUUUGCCUCGGCACCUGCUUCGGGGCCUCCGCUCUGGCGCUGGUGGGGUGCUUGAAGGAACUCUUCAUGGCCCAGAACCAGAAGGAAUGCCCGAAGGAGGAAUGCCCGAAGGAGGAAUGCCAGAAGGAUUUCACGGACCAGAAGGACCAGAAGAAGGAGGCCACCGGCUUUGGCGCGAAGAUUGUGUGGGUGGUCUCGGGGUUCUUGGCCUUGGAGGCAGCGGGCCUCCUGUCGAUGCAGUCGGGGCUGAUUUUCUUCGCCUGGGUACUGAGCUUGGUGGCAGGGAGCGCGGCCGUGUUGAUGUGCCAUGUGGUGUUGGAGGGCUACGAGGUGCCCCACGUCUUCUGGGCCAGCCUCACCGGUCACGUGGUACUGCCCUUGGCGCUGGUGCUCGCCUACGCCGAGUCGCAGCCCCACGUUGGCGCGCCGUUGCUCCACUGCGUGACGAAGGCGCAUCACGACGGCUUUCUGUCCAUGCGCUACAGCGCCAUGGCUGCCAUGGGCCAGGGCUUUUUCAUUUGGCUGCUCUGGCUUUGCUACACCGUGGCGGGCUGGUGGCAAGGCGGCAACAGCUUCUGCCGCGUGGCCUUUCUAGGGCUCGUGCUGCUGCUGCUCUCCCCCUCCAUGUCUUCGCUCACAGGCAGAGACAUCUUCUACGGGCCUUGGGCCAUGUUCGGUGGCGACCAUGACGGAUGGCAGUGCUCGCCGUCAGGCUACGUGGUCUUUGCGCUGGCUGCGGCCGCGGUGGUCUUGAUGAUCUUCAAGGGCGGGCGGGCGGUGAAGAGCCUGGAGUGGGGCAGAGGAGCCGCGGAGACGAGGGAGGCCCACAGCCUGGCGCUGGUGCGGAUCUGGGCGGUGUACUGGCUCUUCGGCCACGUGAACUGGGGCGGCGAGGAUUCUCCCUGGGUGAAGUGGUGGUCUCCCCAGCUCAUCCCAGGCGGAGAAACCGAGCCGGCGCACAUCGUGAUGCGCUUGAUGCUUCUGCUGCUGGGGCUGGGCAUUUGGGCGCCGCUCUGGGCCACCGUCGCUGCAUCAGGUUUCGUCUUCGCAUGCACCCGAAAGUCCUUCGACCCUGACUGCCCCACCCAGUGUGUCGCUAUCUUGAUGCUGGUGUUGGCGUACACGCCCUGUGACCAGAGCUACAGCGUGAGCGCCUGGUUGCGGCAGAAGUUCCCACAGACCCGAGCGGUUCUGGGAGGCGUGGAGCCGGGCUCGAUCUGGGCCAAGAGCCUCAUGCGGCUGCACAUGAGCCUCAUGUACUUCUGCGCUGCAACCUUCAAGAUCCAGCCCUAUUGGCUCAACACCGACGGCGGGACUCUCUACAAGGAGGUGCACAUCUUCGACCUGGGCCCCUUGCGGGACGUGUGGCACUUGGUGCUGAGCUCCGAGGGCUCCAUGCGCUUCGUGGCGCACGUCAUGGGUCUGUCGGUGAUCGUGGUGGAGAUCGCCGUGGCCUUUGGGUUUUGGAGCAAGACCUGGCACCUGCACUUCCUGGGCAUCGCGGCCGCGAUGCACCUCACCAUGUCCAUCCUGUGCGGGCAGCUGGGUGGCUUCACCCAGGCCUGCUGGCUGGGUCUGAUGGGUGCCUCUUCGGAUGCGCGCUUUGAGAAGGCCCUCGCCGAGCCCAAGAACUUUGCCAUCGUCUGCCUCGGCGGCAUUGCUCUCUUCGCUGGGAUGGGGGACGCCUUCGAGCUGUCCAACCCCCCCGUUUGAGGCUCGCUCGAGGCCCGCACACUCCUCUCUUCCCAACAAAGAUGCUCCGCCCCAAAAAGG
Molecule: messenger RNA, 2166 nt
Organism: Effrenium voratum
Lineage: Eukaryota; Dinophyceae; Suessiales; Symbiodiniaceae
Source: the annotation of a GenBank genome assembly